AUGGACACGAUUGUAUCUUCGUCAAAUCAACCAGCUUUGUUUAGUAAAAGUAUUAAUCUAAGAAUUGUAUCACAUAUAAAAUCAGAUGACAAGUCUCGAAAUGUUUAUGUUACUGUUGAAUUCCAGACUGGAAGUUCAAUGCAAACGGAAUUUAUUCUUAAAUUGACCGAUGAAGAUGAUCCAUUCUUUCUUUAUGAACUUCAUUUAAAUGUCGACGAUUUUAAAAAUUUAAAACGAGACCAAGGCGUAUUAGUUGAUUUUAAUGCAUUUCCUCAACAUGUUAUUGAUUAUUUAAAAUUAUGUAUACGUGAUCAACAUAAUGAGACAACGCCGUCAAAUGGUUCUCGUUUUCAAUUACAACUUGUAAAUGAUGAACAACAAUUUACAAAUCAAACACAUUUACGUGUUGUUGAAAUAAGUUCAUUUAAGCAUUUGACACAUUUAUCUCUAUUAGUAACAUCAGCAAAUGAUCAUGAAAUUAAAAAUUAUCUUGCCAGACGUUUACAAUCGAAAACAACGGACUACAAUCAAUUAAGUAAUGAUUUUGAAAAAUUAAAACGAGAACUUGAAUCGACACAAUUGGACUUGAAAGAAAAAACAACCAAUUUUCAAAAAUUGAAACUCGAAUGGGAUUCUAAUAAUAAUCAAAUUGUCGGAAAACAUAUGCAAGAAUUAGCUGAAGAAAAAGAAAAAGCUUUACAAGAACGAACCAGUUUACAAGAAAAAAUGGAGAAUGAUCGUCGUGAACUUGAACAGACACAAUCCCGCAAUGUUCGUGAUAUGCAAAAGCGUUUAUCUGAACUUGAAGAAACGACAAAAGAAUUAACUAGUUUAAAAUAUCGUAAUGAAAUAACAGUCAAUGAACUUAGUUCAAAGCUACAAACAUUAACUGAAGAAUAUCAACAAUCCAAAGAUGAAAUAGUUAAAUAUAGAAAAACAAAUACAACACUUGAGAAUGAUAUUCAUCAAUAUGAAAAAACUGUUAAUCAUUUAAGAACAAAAAUUGCACUCGUCGAACAAGAAGUUAAAAGCAAACAAGAAGUUAUUCAGCAAACAAACGAUCGCAUUGCUAGCGAACAAGAAUCAAAAAAAAAAUAUGAAGAAACAGUUCAAUUAAAAAUGGAGAAAAUGUUGGAAUUAAAACGAGAUUUAGCCAAAGGCAAUGAAAUCAUCAUUCGAUUUGGUAAUGAUUUAGAAAAAUGCAAAAGUGAUUUACAAAAAUAUCAACAAGAAUUAGCAAAAAGUCGAGAAAAAAUGAAAACAAAAGAUCAAAUAGCAACAAAACAAGAACGUAUUCUACAAGAAAAAGAACGUGAAUUAGCAAAUUUACAAAAGGAAAAUGCUGAAAUAAACAGUAAAUUAGAAAAGUCGAGUGAUUCAUUUCAAAAGUUAACUGAGCAACAUAAUGAAGCAAAAGACCUCUUGAAAAAGAACGAAGCUCUCAUUAAUUAUCUGAAUCACAAAUUAACUGAAUUACAAAAUAUGCAACCUCAACAACCACGUAUAUUAAAUGGCAAUAUGACACUUGAUUCAUCGUCGUCAACAACAACAAAUCAUUUUCGCCCAACAUCAUUUUUAACGGCUUCGCAAACAAAUGGUGAAUUGCAUUCCAUGCGGCAUGUUGCACAAUUUCCUAGUCUUCAAACACAUUAUGAGCCCAUAAAUAAAUCUCAAGGAACAACAUGGAAUAGUUCAACGUCAGGCCAUCAUCAACAAAUCAUGAGCAGUACUCAAGUACCAGUAUCAACAUUAAAUACGUCGUCAUCAGCCGCUGCUGUUAGACAUUAUUCAGCAAGUAGUGGUGAUUUAAAAGAUAAUGUUGAACAGAAUUCAUUGAAUCCACCAGUGAGCUCAAAGAUUGAUCCUAAAUAUUUUCAAUUCAGCUCAGCAAGUGGAACAGCAACAUCAGCCGGCAUUCAACCACUUCGAUCGUCAAUGUCAGCGGGCAAUGUUCAAAACCCAACACGUGCUAUUGCGGCAUCAGCAACAAAUUCUUCAGUCAUUAAUAAAUCAAUAUCAUCUCAGCAGAAUCGACCUGUUCGUCAACACUCCGUAAAUACAACUCCUCUUGCUUCAGCUUACUCUUCGGAAAAACAAAUGUAA
Messenger RNA from Rotaria socialis, 2103 nucleotides. The record is from the annotation of a GenBank genome assembly. Lineage: Eukaryota; Metazoa; Rotifera; Eurotatoria; Philodinida; Philodinidae.